UCUCUCCGAAACGCAGUCGUGUUGUCUCACAGAUAGAAGGUCCGCUCGACAAUACGAAGUCGCGAAUCCUAGGUUUUCUUCCGGAGGUCAGAAGGAGGCAACGGUUUUUGUGUAGGGAACCCUAUAUCGGAUGGCGGCUGCAGCGACAGCGAGCGUGGUUCCUGCGGGGAGGGCGGCACGGAGGGCGAUGGAGGAUGACAAGUUGGUCUUUGAGACGUCGCCUGGUGUAGACCCGAUUAUGAGCUUCGAUAAGAUGGGAAUCAAGGACGAUUUGCUUCGUGGAAUCUAUGCAUACGGCUUUGAGAAGCCCUCCGCAAUCCAGCAGAGGGCUGUCAUGCCUAUUAUUCAGGGCCGAGACGUCAUCGCACAGGCACAGUCCGGUACCGGCAAGACCUCAAUGAUUGCCCUAACUGUUUGCCAGAUGGUCGAUACAGCUAACCGAGAGGUCCAGGCCUUGAUAUUGUCACCUACGAGGGAACUUGCAUCUCAGACAGAGAAGGUCAUAUUGGCGAUUGGAGAUUAUAUUAACAUACAAGCACAUUCAUGUAUUGGUGGAAAAAGUGUGGGUGAGGAUAUCAGAAAGCUAGAACAUGGAGUUCAUGUGGUAUCUGGAACUCCAGGCAGGGUGUGUGACAUGAUUAAGCGAAGAACUCUUCGUACCAGAGCCAUUAAAUUAUUAGUCCUUGAUGAGUCUGAUGAAAUGUUGAGCAGAGGUUUCAAGGAUCAAAUUUAUGAUGUAUAUAGAUACCUUCCCCCAGAGCUUCAGGUUGUCUUGAUCUCUGCUACGCUUCCACAUGAAAUUUUGGAGAUGACAACCAAGUUCAUGACAGACCCUGUAAAGAUCCUUGUGAAACGUGAUGAGUUGACUCUGGAGGGCAUCAAGCAAUUCUUUGUUGCAGUCGAAAGAGAGGAGUGGAAGUUUGAUACUCUCUGUGACCUGUAUGAUACCCUUACAAUCACCCAAGCUGUUAUUUUUUGCAAUACCAAGCGUAAGGUGGAUUGGUUAACUGAGAAGAUGCGCAGCUAUAACUUUACCGUGUCAUCAAUGCAUGGGGACAUGCCACAGAAGGAGAGAGAUGCUAUUAUGCAAGAGUUUCGGUCUGGGGCAACCCGUGUCUUGAUCACUACUGAUGUUUGGGCUCGGGGUCUGGAUGUUCAACAGGUUUCUCUGGUGAUCAAUUAUGACCUUCCGAACAAUCGUGAGCUCUACAUUCACCGGAUUGGUCGUUCUGGUCGAUUUGGACGCAAGGGUGUGGCUAUAAAUUUCGUCAAGACUGAUGAUAUCAAGAUCCUAAGAGACAUUGAGCAGUACUACAGCACCCAGAUUGAUGAGAUGCCGAUGAAUGUUGCUGAUCUGAUAUAAAUGUUACCGAUGAUAACUAAUUAACUGUUUAGUGGAUUGGGGGUGAUGCAGAGUUGUGUAGUUGAUGUUUGUGGUUGGACCAUCUUUUUUCUUCGGAUGAAAUUGUGCACAAGUGGUUGGUUGAUUGGUAUUUGUGGCGGGGAUGUUCUGAUGACGAGUGAUUUGAGGAUUCUUCAUUCUGUUUUUUUAUUAGAAUUUUUCUGGUUCUUGUUCUUUUAUGCAUAUUGGACUGCUUUUAAUCGGAGAGGUUAAUUCUAGGUUUUUGCGAAAGAUUUGAACCUUUUGUAUGUUAAUUUGUUUAUAGUAUAAUGUUCGACUACAUUGGUUUUUU
Molecule: messenger RNA, 1694 nt
Organism: Tripterygium wilfordii
Lineage: Eukaryota; Viridiplantae; Streptophyta; Magnoliopsida; Celastrales; Celastraceae
Product: eukaryotic initiation factor 4A-3
Exons: 8
Coding region: 131-1363 (410 amino acids)
Cellular component (GO): nucleolus; catalytic step 2 spliceosome
Molecular function (GO): ATP binding; RNA helicase activity; mRNA binding
Source: RefSeq, a predicted model, not a curated record